GCGCCGUCGUGAAUGGACUAGAUGUUUACUAUAUUUUUGUUAUUAAACCAGAACCCAUUGUGUAAAAUAUAUGAGUAUUGUUAAUGUUGGGCCGUUAGGCAGGUUCGAUAAACUUUUCACAAAAGAUCUGCUUCAGGUGACGCUGCGUUCAUAGCACGCUUUGGACGUAUUUCCAUCCACACGUUUCUACGGUACGAAAACUUAACACCAGAGUUCUGGCUAGGAAUCGAGUUGUGUGUGUCUACCUGUACCUCCAUUGUGUCAUACUUUAUUUGUUUUACGUAUUAGUAGUACAGUGCAACAUCGUAUACCAGAUAAACCCUAACCAGCGUUAAUUUGUGUUCAAACUGGACAAGCUUCAAAAACGUCCUCCGGUUGACGUUAAAGUGACCAACAUCAGCUCGAUUAGUGCGUUGAAUGACGAUUGUAACUACAAAAAGUAUCGCAUUUACUCAGUCAAUAGGUUGUGUGGAGCUAACCUCCGAUCAACGCUCAAUUUUUAUGCUAAAAAGUCUGUAGCCCCUAGGGUUCGUUUCAUAACUCACAAUUGUACAGCGUCUGAUUAACAAGAUCAGAAAGCAACGCAUUUCGCUUUUAAGACCGGUUUAACUCGAUCUAAAUACGUUCUUUCAAGAGAAACGGAAGUGUUGUCAAAACUCUCAAGGAGUGUCAAUUUAUUGACCAUACACCAGCGGGUAUAAGCUAGCAGCGCACUCACACCUGUUGACAGGAGUUACGUGCUCCGUGAACAAAGGUAAGCCGACGGAGAAGGCGAAUGUUCGACGUGAUGCACGCUUUGUAGCGUGCGUCCCCAUCCAUGGCCGCUAGGAGCUCAUCGGAGUGUUUCGCGCUUGACGAGCUUGGAUAAGCUAGAUUCCAGAGCUCUCUGGUAAAAUCUGGCACUUGUUGUUUGUAUAGCUGUUGCCACCUGCGGGCAAAACGAAAACACGAUACGUGGACUUUAGUGGACAACGGAUGAGUUGGCUUGCUCGCUACAAAUAAAAACACAGAGAGGCAGCAGGUAUCCACCUACCACUUGAAUGUAGCAAUUGGUCGUGAACAAACAAUACGUUAAGUGUAAAUCGGUCGAUUUUUGGACGAAUACUCGACGUCGUAAGACCGAUCCUCAUCAAGCUCUACCUAUCGAAUUCGACUAGUAGUUUGUAUUGUGCAUCCUGAACUGCUCACUCAGACAUUUGGAACAGUUCAAAAAUUUGACCCAAUCUGAUAUCAAAAUAAGUGCCCAUGUUCUCGACGCAACUCUAACUAUUUCAACUCCAAGCGAUUCAAAUUUAUAUAGGUGUUUUAAAAUAAGAAGACUACCCGAAACCGUUAAGAGGUUGAUCUGUGCUAAUAAAAGCGCAACACGGUACGUAAUCAACACUUGAGCUGCAACAAGGUCCUUCUAGGGCUUAUACCAAGCCUCUCCAUGGACACUAAGGACGCAGAUCUGGUGCCGCUUCGAAAUCGAGGCUCAGGUAAUAAUAACUCUGGAAGUUCCGACGGAUCUCCGCGCGCUGGCUCUGGGCUUGACUUACUUGAAAUUACCAACGAUACACCAAGCGGGGGUAGGCUCAGCCUUCAACUAAACGAGGCUGGAGGACCCCAUAGCCGUACGAGGGCGUAUGGCCUUCCCGGACACCAGGCAAAAGACGUCGAAGGUAGUUCGCCGGACGAUGGAGCUGACGUGCCGCUCCUUCCUUCUUCGUACGAGGAGAGCGAACAAACGACGGUCAAUUUAGGAGGACCUCGUCAAUGUCAGGCUUCUAUCACCGAAGACAAGACUGGCGCCUCAGGCAAUCGAUCUUCAGAAAAACGACCGUCGUUACUGAAGAAAGCUAAAGAGCCACCAGGUGGCUUACCGGUACAAGACUUCCAUCGUGUGGACACCGGCGAUGAGCCACUUACGUCCCCUGAACCCCGAUCCCGAAACCCCCUGGACGAACAUCCUAAGGUCGGCUUCAUUAUCGGCGAUGAGGAAAGUCAUCCUGGCGGCCGCGAGCGAAAGGAUAAGCUUCGUGAGCAUACUCGAGACAGACACGCAUCGGGGCGUCCUCAUCGUUUUCACGCUUAUCACCAGCCCUCGCGGGAUGGACACAGGGAUUCGCAGAACAACGACAACUCCUACAAUCCCGCUAAUAGGUAUCGGCUGGAUGACGAGUUUGGUGGAUUACUAUCUAGUAUCGAUCAGGAAGAUCUACUUAGCCAUCGGUUCGAGGACCCUCGUGGUUUCAGGAGACACAUAAUCCACCGAGCAGUGCCCCAGAGGGCGCCAUCUAAAGAUCUCAAGGAUAUCGAUAAAGACGAUAAGGCGACCCAGGGUAGCGAUGGAAACGCCUGUCAUCCACAAGUCGUUGCCAAAAAGCAAUACGAUCAUACUCCUCAUGAGGUAUUCGUUGAAUUAGCUGAAUUAGUGUCGAAUCAAUGGAAGGAAACGGCACGAUGGAUUAAAUAUGAAGAAAAUGUGGAACAAGAUGUUGACAGGUGGGGCGCUCCUCACGUGGCUUCGCUAUCGUUUAAUGACCUCGGAGUACUGAAAAAAUGCUUGGGAAAAGCGGUGGUUCUAUUGGAUCUCGAAGAGAAGGACCUUUCAGGAAUAUGCAAUCGCAUUGUGGAUGCAAUGGUCGAGGAUGGACAGAUCAGCUCUGAUAAUCGGGCCGUCGUGUUCAGAGCUCUCCUUCAAAGUCAUCAUCACGUAGGCGAGGAGCCACCAGGACCCCUAAAGUUUCUUAGAAGAAGCUCGUUACUUGGAAGUGGAUAUUUCCGUCAAAACUCUUCAACGACAUCGCUGCAUAGUUCGACUCCGUUGUCGACCGAAGCGCUUCGAUCGGCGAGUGUUGUCUACGGACUGACCGCAGUUAGUGGGAAUAGCGACGACCCACAAAGGAAUUUUUCAAUGCCUGCCAUGCCCUUUGUUUCGGCCGCGGUGUCUAAUCACAACGAGAAUAGCAGCAAACAGAAUCUAGACGGCGUCAAAAACUCCUUCUCUCAUCAUGAAAUUUCGGCCAGCAUUUCCCUAUCAGAAGCAGGACAGGAUCUUCGUAUUAACAUUCCGGUCGCGGAGGACAAAGCUGACCUGAAAAGCAAGGAGAAAGAAUCAGUGGAAAAGGCCAACAAAGACAAUAAGGAAAACAAACAAAAAUCACUGAGCAGUGGCCGACCUGCCUUCACCCGAAACAACUCCUCGCAUUCCGUCAGCUCACAGGAAAUGGAUGGACAUCACCAACAAGCUAUACUAAAGCGGAUCCCGGAAGAUUCUGAGGGUAUCAGCGUAAUGGUGGCUGGUCUACGUUCGCUCGAAAAGACAACGGUUGCAUUUGUGAGAUUGGCCGAUUCUCAGGUGUUGCCUAACGUCAUUGAGGUGCCUCUUCCUGUCAGAUUUUUGUUCGUGUGUUUGGGACCUGAGGAGAAUGACAUAGACUACCAUGAGAUCGGAAGAUGUAUAUCCACCCUUAUGUCAAACAAGAAUUUUCACGAGGCAGCAUACGCCGCCGAAGGACGAGCUGACCUCUUGAAGGCCUUUAAUCAGUUUCUGGGUGAAACAAUAGUACUUCCACCUGGUGACUACGACAAUAAGGCACUCCUUCCCGUCGAAGAACUGCGCAAAAAAUCUGAACAUAUCCGAAGGAGAAGGGAGCGCAUGAAACGGCUGUCGAAGAAGCAAAGCUACAAAGACGACAAAACGGCCGCUCGAUACGGGCAGGAUCCGAGCGUUUAUUUCAACUAUGUUAACGCGUUAGACAGCGCUAAAAAGGGCGGAGAUGAUUUUGCCCCGCUACGUAGAACCGGACGGCUCUUUGGUGGUUUACGAAAUGAAAUUUCGAAAAGAUACCCGCAGUACUUGUCCGAUCUAACAGACGGCUUCAACGGUCAGUGCCUCGCUACGGCUAUUUUCAUCUACUUCGCAGCCCUGGCUGGUGCAAUAACGUUCGGUGGACUGCUGGGUGACAAAACGGAAAAUUUGAUCGGAGUCUCCGAGACGUUGCUGGUGACCUUUGCCGGCGGAGUCUUUUUUGGGAUGUUGGCCGGACAGCCUUUGAUUAUCGUAGGCAUAACCGGACCGGUGCUUCUAUUCGAUGAACUUCUUUACAAUUUCUGUAAGGAGCACACGAUCGAUUUCCUCGGCGUUCGGGUGUGGAUUGCAGCCUGGUGCGCCCUUAUCGGCCUAUUGGUAUGCGCGUUCGAGAUGUCGACAUUCGUCUGUUAUUUUACGCGGUUUACUCAAGAGAUAUUUUCAGCGCUAAUUUCACUUCUGUAUCUCUACGAGUCUCUCAAUAAACUCCGCAUCAUCUUCGUGAAUAACCCCCUGCUGUCGGUCGAUGAAUACAUUUAUAUACAUCGUCAUGGUCCGGAAUUGUUAACUCCUUUCACGACAGUUGUCGCCCCGUCUAUAGCUGCCUUAACAAAUCCCGUAAAUAACAGUGAUACAGUCACCAUCUUGGGUUUACCCCAGGACCCAAGUCCAGUCAGUGUAGCUGGAUCGACCGGCAGUAAUCAUAGCGUUCUGGCAGCCGUAUCACAGUUGGCGUAUUCGAGCUCUUCACGAGUAAGCUACAAUCAGCCGAAUACGGCCCUGAUGAGUCUCGUGCUCAUGUUUUCCACGUUCCUAAUCGCGGACUUCUUCCGCCGCUUCAAGACCUCUAAGUUCCUGUCGCGGCCGAUCCGCGUCACGAUGGGUGACUUCGCUAUGCCAAUCGCCAUUGUAACAGUUGUCGCAGUCGACUACAUAGUUCCUAACGUCUACACACAGAAGCUGUCGGUUCCUGAUGGUCUAUCAACGUCGACUCCGACACGCGGUUGGCUGAUUAGCCCAUGGGGCCGAUUUUCGCCGCUGCAGACGUGGCAUAUUGGCGUGGGCGCCCUUGGAGGGCUCCUUGUCUUCAUACUUCUUUUCUUAGAAGUCGAAAUUUGUCAGUUAAUAAUGUCCAAGAAAGAACGGAAGACGCACAAGGGAACAGGCUUUCACCUGGAUCUUCUACUUAUUUGCUUCAUGGAAUUGGGAUGUGCCUUUACCGGAGGUCCUUGGCUUUGUGCCGCUACAGUGCGGUGUGUCUCGCAUCUUUGUGCCCUUACCGUGAUGAGCUCCCGAGUGGCUCCUGGCGAAACGCCCCAGGUCGAGGGUGUCCGGGAGCAGCGGGUUACUGCUGUCCUCGUAUCUCUGCUGAUUGGUUUAUCGGUGCUCAUGGGCCCAAUGUUGCGACAAGUACCCGUUGCCGUUCUCUUCGGGGUCUUCCUUUACAUGGGGUAUACUUCCAUGAUGGGCAUUCAGUUUUUUGAGCGAGUGAUCUUACUUCUUAAGCCGACGAAGUAUUUUCCGCCGGUUCCCUAUGCCCAGAAGGUCCGGGCCCUCAAGAUGCACGGAUUCACCCUUUUACAAAUUCUAUGUCUAACACUUUUAUGGUUUGUGAAGCAGAGUUCGUUUGCUCUGGCGUUCCCAUUUGUUCUUCUUUGUAUGAUUCCGAUCCGGCUAUCACUCAAGUGGCUCUUUACCGAACGGGAGCUACAGCUGCUGGAUGGUGAGGGUCCUGUACAAGAUCCACCUGAAGACGAAUCUCUUCGCCUGUGAUACAUAAGCAUCAUUUGAAUAGAUUAAACGGAUCAAUGUUAGCUGAAUAUUAGCUGCAGCCUCAUCAGACAGACGAAGCAGCGUUAGCUUAUUUGAUUCUUCAUUAUACUGACGAAAAUUCCGCUACUUUUUGAACGGGUAAAUUAAGUUAAUGUAAAGUUGUAGGUAAAAGUUGCUAGCCUUAUGGUCGUUUCCCAGACGCACAUAGAAACGCUAGCGCAACAAAAUAACAGGAACGAAGUUACACUUUCUAUUUUGCGACAGUCUUUUUAACACUUGGGAGUAACGAGUAACCAAACAGUAAUUGAGUAUAGCCCUAUCCUUAUAUCAUUAGCGUACAUAUCCGAUAAUUGUAAGUUAUGUGAACUCCAUAGGGAAAUUCUCGGCAACAGGUCUAACAAAAGUCGUGAAACAACCAUUCUGUGACUUGAUUGAUAAUUGCAAGAUAGCUUCCCAUGCAAAAAGGGCCUGUGCCCGUUAUGGUAUACGCUGCCACCACAGAAACAAUCAAAACCAGAUCUAUUUAACUAAAUCUAAAAAUGCAACUCAAGUCUUCUAAUGUUUAAUUUUUCUAUAAUAAAAAAUCGAUUUUUUUCGUCUUGGACUAAAUGGAUUUAGGCCCUUUUGCACUGAAAUCUUUCAUAUAUAUAUAUAUAUAUAUAUAUAUAUAUAUAUAUAUAUAUAUAUAUAUUCGUGGAUAUGCAAACGCGUUAUCUUGUUUCUGUUAGGGAAGCAUAAGAAAACUUUUGCGGUUUAACUUGUAGUGGUGCUACUCUAUAAACAUUACUAGUACUUACCACGGAAUAGACACGGAACUUUUAUUAAAAACCGUUGUGGACGUCUACGGCAAACUAAUAUACUAUAUAUAUAUGGCGUAUUAGUUUCUACGUAGACAUGCAGAUUGUCAUAUUUAUAUAUAGUAGUGUUGUUGCAUAGAAGCAUUACUAUAUAAAAAUGUAGAUAAAGGCUCCAAUAAUGUUUAUCCAGAUGCGAAGAAAUUGUCAAAAUAAAUAACGUUCGUCUACCAUAUUUCAUUGGCGGUGUGUUAUAUAUAUGUACGAGAUUUACCGAUGUGUAGAACACCAACAGACAAUCUGACUUCGUUAAAGUUAAUAGUUACAUAGUAGUGCGUAGAAUUUAGUAAAUUAUAUGAAGAAUAUAAUUAACAGAAUGAUUGAGAGCUUGUUCAACUAUGGGAACUGUCCUGCGAGUAAGCCGUCUUAAGAUAAAUUCAGACAGUUAUUAUAGAUCAUAUAAAAACUAUAAUGAAAUAUAAAUGAAUUUUGUCUCGCCCUCACUGAGUAUCGAAUAAAGUAUAUUUGCAUAAUAUAAUUACUCUGUGUAAUGUUAAAUUUGAUGAAAAUUACAAGUACAUGCAUAUAUAUGCCUACUGACAUAAAUAUCAAUCCUUUACUAGGGCAUCGGUGAUGAUCGUAGAGAUAGCUGAAAUACCUCUUACAGGAUAACCUUGUGGAGCCUAACAUAAGGAAUGAACGGCCUGAAGGAAGACCUUGGACGGAUCCCAUAAAAGGGUGACUCAGGUUCCUUACAGAGAAUCUGAUAAUUGUCAAUCCAUUCUGGAAAUAGAAUUCCUUCUAUCCUCCUUACCAUGAAUAAGAAAAUAGUUAUAUACUCUCGUGGGAACUGAGCGAGACUUCGCGUCAUGCCCAAAGCGAUCGUCGCGUAACCGAUCGCCAAGUUCAUACUUACUACACCAUGUGCAUAAAUCGCACACUACAUAUUCUAUAAAUUACAUGUUUCUGUAUUAUGUAAUAUUGUC
Varroa destructor (honeybee mite) is the source of this 7346-nucleotide messenger RNA. Its product is annotated as band 3 anion transport protein-like. Gene Ontology annotation, cellular component: plasma membrane. The record is from RefSeq and is a predicted model, not a curated record. Gene Ontology annotation, biological process: bicarbonate transport; regulation of intracellular pH; monoatomic anion transport. NCBI's taxonomy places the organism in Eukaryota, Metazoa, Arthropoda, Arachnida, Mesostigmata, Varroidae. Gene Ontology annotation, molecular function: monoatomic anion transmembrane transporter activity; solute:inorganic anion antiporter activity.